UCAAGAUAUACACGUAUAUUGAGGGCUUCAUAUUAGUUAUUGAUUCUUAUUAAUUUGGUCUGGGUUCAUAAGAGAGGGGAGGCGGUAAUUUGUUUCUAAACUCUGGUCAACAAUGGCGAUGAAGAGACCUUUACAGUGUAUGUUGAGAAGAAAUUGCACGAGAGCAAGUUUUAGUGCUCUUCCUGAAGGCAACCCAUCUUCCCCUUCUCAAAACCUCAUCAACCUCGAGUCUCAAUGCAGUGCCCACAAUUACCAUCCGAUUCCUAUCGUUUUUUCGAAAGCUAAGGGUUCAUCCGUCUGGGAUCCAGAAGGAAAAAAAUAUCUUGAUUUCCUCUCAGCUUAUUCUGCUAUCAAUCAGGGACAUUGUCAUCCGAAGAUCAUGAAAGUAUUAGCAGAACAGGCUCAAAUGCUCACUCUCAGUUCUCGUGCCUUCUAUAAUGAUAAGUUUCCGGUAUUUGCAGAACGUAUAACCAGCAUGUUUGGAUAUGAUAUGGUGCUACCUAUGAACACUGGUGCAGAAGGGGUAGAAACAGCUCUUAAGCUGGCAAGGAAAUGGGGUUAUAUGAAGAAGAGUAUACCGAAAAAUGAGGCUCUCAUUGUCUCGUGCUGUGGCUGCUUCCAUGGUCGUACAUUGGCUGCAAUCUCCAUGAGUUGUGACAAUGAAGCUACUCAUGGAUUUUGGCCCCUAUUACCUGGGCAACUUAAAGUUGAUUUUGGAGAUUCGGUUGCCCUUGAAAAAUUAUUCAAAGAAAAAGGAGAUCAGAUAGCUGGCUUUUUGAUUGAACCAAUUCAAGGAGAGGCUGGGGUUAUAAUCCCUCCGGAAGGUUACCUGACGGCUGUUAGAGAUCUUUGCUCAAAGUACAAUAUUUUGAUGAUUGCUGAUGAAAUACAAAGUGGCUUGGCACGCUCUGGUCGAUUGCUGGCUUGUGAUUGGGAAGAAGUUCGUCCAGAUGUUGUUAUAUUGGGAAAAGCAUUAGGUGGUGGAGUCUUGCCUGUGAGUGCGGUGCUUGCAGAUAAAUAUGUUAUGCUUUGCAUUCAGGCUGGAGAGCAUGGAAGCACUUUUGGGGGGAACCCAUUGGCCAGUGCAGUUGCAAUUGCAUCUUUAGAUGUGAUUAGAGACGAAGGACUUGCCGAGAGAUCUGCUCAAAUGGGAGAACAACUUAGACAUCAGCUGAUAAAGAUUCAGCGGCAAUUUCCUCAUUUCAUAAAGGAAGUUCGAGGGAAAGGCCUAUUCAAUGCUGUGGAGCUUAAUAGCAACUCCUUAUUACCUGUGACAGCUUAUGAUAUAUGUAUGAAACUGAAAGAGAGAGGCAUUCUUGCUAAGCCAACUCAUGAUUCUAUAAUACGCUUGACGCCCCCCCUGUCAAUGAGUUUGGAGGAGCUCCAGGAAGGCUCUAAUGCCCUGCAUGAUGUUUUAGUACAUGAUCUACCAAAGAUGCAGAAAGAGAAGCCAGCAACAGUCUCCCAUGCUACCUCCAAUGUGUGUGACCGGUGUGGCCGUGACUUAUAUGGUUCUUCAUAAUAUUUAAACUAGAGGUAGCUUCCAUAGAUAGAAGUACACCCCGUCUUCUACGAUUCAUAUCAAUCCAUAUAAUCAUCUUUACUGACAUCGUAGGAAGUAUCAUCACAACACUACAGAACUCUGAUUUAUGCUAGAAAUCAGAACCGAACUAAUAUAUGUGAGUUCCGAGAAAUGCAAAUAAAGUUCUCUUCUUCUAGUACCUUGUCAUCUUAGUUCUUAUGUAUAUGCUAAUAGUUUACUGCGAUAACUGUUUAUAGUAGGUAUGAAGUGUGAAACACCUAACUUGGUAUUACCUUUUUUUACUCUCUCUCUCUCUGUAUAUAUAAAGUAGUGUUUGGACAUA
Messenger RNA from Solanum lycopersicum (tomato), 1865 nucleotides. It is a transcript of the gene OAT, whose product is annotated as ornithine aminotransferase, mitochondrial. Gene Ontology annotation, molecular function: identical protein binding; pyridoxal phosphate binding; L-ornithine transaminase activity. NCBI's taxonomy places the organism in Eukaryota, Viridiplantae, Streptophyta, Magnoliopsida, Solanales, Solanaceae. The record is from RefSeq and is a predicted model, not a curated record. Gene Ontology annotation, cellular component: cytoplasm.